AUGGGCUGGACCCUCCCAACCCCCACGCGUCCCCCCUCCGCUCCACCCCCCUACACGCUCCCCUCCCCCGAAACAGACGCCAUCCUCGCCGCAGCAAAAGGCUUCCUCUCAGCGCUGACCUCCAAAUCCGCUGUUGACUUCGAGCGCUACUGCGUGCGCGCCGGCGGCAUGUCGCUGCGGCCGCCGCCCCCCACGUCGCCCCGGUUUUGCACGAUCGGGGCCUUCGUCGAGCAUGUCCUGAAGAUCAAGGACCAUAUCGACGAGCGGAUUUGGGAUCCCGAGGUGAAGGUGCAUGAGUUGGGCGAUAUUGCGUCUGUGUGGGCGCCUUUCAGGGCUAAGGUUAAUGGGGUUGUGGAUCAUGUCGGGGUGGAGCUAUUUGUGUUGCAUAAGAUUGAGGGCGUUUGGAAGGUUACGGGGUUGGCGGAUUCUUGUCGGUGGCCGACUGUUGAGGAGAGGGAGUUGCUUUAG
Messenger RNA from Aspergillus candidus, 468 nucleotides. RefSeq lists its product as uncharacterized. The record is from RefSeq and is a predicted model, not a curated record. Bases 1 to 468 code for a protein of 155 amino acids. The transcript has a single exon. NCBI's taxonomy places the organism in Eukaryota, Fungi, Ascomycota, Eurotiomycetes, Eurotiales, Aspergillaceae.